AUGUCCUCUCUCUCGGCAUCCAAGCUCUUCGACCUCACGGGAAAAGUGGCGCUGGUCACUGGCGGCGGUACGGGCUUGGGACUCACCGCCGCCCUCGCGCUCGCCUCCAACGGUGCUACCGUGUACAUCUCCGGACGACGCAAGGAGAAACUCGACGAAGCGGUCAGCGAGUACUCUAACCAGGUUGGAUCUGGAAAGCUCAUCGCGUACGUUCCCCCGCUUUUCCCCUCCAGCAUUGCCUUUUUUUCUUCUCUUUGUUUCGAUCCGCUGAUCCUUCCCUCUUUUUUUCCUUGCUACAGUGUUCAGGGAGACGUCUCUUCCAAAGAAGACCUCGCUUCGAUCGCAUCCACCAUCGAAAAGGGAGUUGGUCAGCUCAACAUCCUCGUCAACAACGCCGGUGUCGAAGGUCCCAUGACCAAGUUCGACUCCUCCACCAUCUCCACCGUCUCCGCCUCCACCCUCUCCUCCUCCCACCUCUCCUCCGAAUCCUUCGCCGAUUGGGACACCUUGUUCCGCAUCAACACCUCCUCGAUCUUCUUCUCCACCUUCACCUUCCUUCCCCUCCUCUCCUCCUCCUCCUCCCCCUCCUUCCCUUCUUCCAUCAUCAACAUCACUUCCAUCUCGGGUAUCGUCAAAGUCUCCCAAAACCACUACGCAUACAAUGCUUCCAAAGCAGCUGCUAACCACUUGACCCAAAUGCUAGCUCACGAGUUGAGGUUCAGAGCAGAUGUCGGGGUUAGGGUCAAUGCGAUCGCUCCAGGUCUGUUCAGUAGCGAAAUGACUAGUGGAGGGAAGAGCGAAAAGGGUAAGACGAGCAGUGAGGAUGUUAAGGGUCAUGAGAACCCAGCGGGUAGGGUGGGUAGUGAGGAGGAGUACGCUCAGGUUGUGCUUGUGUUGGCGAGCAAUGGAUUCAUGACGGGACAGGUCGUGGCCGUCGAUGGCGGGUUCGUGACGGCGGUUGCCGCCAACCGUUAG
Molecule: messenger RNA, 975 nt
Organism: Pseudozyma hubeiensis SY62
Lineage: Eukaryota; Fungi; Basidiomycota; Ustilaginomycetes; Ustilaginales; Ustilaginaceae
Product: short chain dehydrogenase/reductase
Exons: 1
Coding region: 1-975 (324 amino acids)
Molecular function (GO): oxidoreductase activity
Source: RefSeq, a predicted model, not a curated record